AUGGAAGAGCAGAACCUCACCGCCCCAGUGACAGAAUUUGUCCUCUUGGGCCUCACCCAGAAUCCUGGGUUGCAGCGCUUCCUCUUUGUGGUUUUCCUCAUAGUUUAUGUGAACACCUGGCUGGGAAACUUCAUCAUCAUCACCACCGUGAUCACCAACCACAGGCUCCAUACCCCCAUGUACAAUCUGAACUUGACUUUCCUGGAUGUCAGUGAAUCAUCAGGAAAUGCUCCAAAUAUGCAGUUACAGUUCUGUGGUCCAAAUGUCCUGGACAAUUUCUACUGUGAUGUCUCACAGGUCAUCAAACUGGCCUGCGUUGACACCCACAUGGCAAAACUGCAGAUGGUCUUCAAUGGUGGAGUGCUGCUCAUAAUAGUAUUAAUUGUUCUGCUUAUUUCCUACACCAUCAUCUUAGUGAAGAUCAGGACACACAUCACAAGAGGGAAAUGCAAGGCUCUGUCCAAAUGA
Molecule: messenger RNA, 468 nt
Organism: Terrapene triunguis (Three-toed box turtle)
Lineage: Eukaryota; Metazoa; Chordata; Testudines; Emydidae
Product: olfactory receptor 4D1-like
Exons: 2
Coding region: 1-468 (155 amino acids)
Source: RefSeq, a predicted model, not a curated record